Molecule: messenger RNA, 1910 nt
Organism: Eruca vesicaria subsp. sativa (arugula)
Lineage: Eukaryota; Viridiplantae; Streptophyta; Magnoliopsida; Brassicales; Brassicaceae
Source: the annotation of a GenBank genome assembly
CGUUUUCCGACAUGCUCGGCCUAGCGGUUUAGCUAACGGCACGCACCGAUAAAUACUGCCACACGCCCAUUUCCACGUCGUCGUUUCUGGCUGUACAAUCCAUUUUUCUGGAACAACUCCAAAUGGCUAACAACAAGUCAUUGAAUCGUCUUUUAUGGAAUUUCUUUGUGCAUCAUGAUUCACCGUUGAAGAAGAGACGAGAGUUGUAUCAAGGAGUACUCUACAAUGUUAUCAAGCGGUUUCAUUCAAGGUUACCAGAAUCAGGCAAGGAGUUAGAAGAUUCACAUAGUUCUGAGUUAGAGAAUAGAAGACGAGCUGAAUCAGGAAUCGAGAGUGAUAGCUCUGGUGAUGAAGAUACAACAAGUGAUGGAAAGUGGAAACUAGACUUAGCUUGGCUCACUAGAGCACUUGAACCUGCUACUCAACUUCGUAGAUGGGCUCUUCCUACAGGAGAGAAAUCACAGCCUGGUAGUAGAUCUUUAUCUGAGAUCAUUGCUAGUAUUCAAAAGAGUAAGCUAGGGAUUGAAGGUUGGACUCUCGGUGAUCUUACAAUCGGUCUCUAUCUUAUCUACCUUAGACAAGCAUCCUUGUCUCCCUUUGAGGACGUCAAGGGAGUUCAAGUUGUUUCAGAAUCAACCGUUUCUGAUCUCAUAUACAACGCCGAGUUAGCCAAAGGCUGUUACAGGGAUAGUGUGAGUGGUCUUGCGAAGAACACCAUGCUCCGAGAGAACAACAUUCUUAAAUUUGUGAAAGAUUCAAGUGUUAUGAGACCUGGUUACUACGUGGGAGUUGAUCAUCGGAGGAAGCUUGUAGUCUUUGGGAUACGCGGGACGCAUACUAUCUAUGAUAUUAUUACUGAUAUUGUCUCUUCAAGUGAUGAUGAGGUCACGUUUGAAGGAUACUCGACGCACUUUGGAACCGCUGAAGCUGCACGGUGGUUUCUUAAUCACGAGUUGCAAACUAUAAGAAGAUGCUUAGAGAAAUACGAGGGAUACAAGUUAAGGCUUGUUGGUCAUUCUUUGGGAGGUGCUAUAGCUUCUUUAAUGGCGAUUAUGCUGAGGAAAAUGCCAAGAAAGGAGCUGGGAUUCGACCCUGAGAUCAUUUCAGCUGUUGGAUAUGCGACACCUCCUUGUGUUUCCAGAGAGCUUGCAGAGAACUGCUCUGAGUUUGUGACAACUAUUGUUAUGCAGGAUGAUAUUAUACCUAGACUGAGUACAGCUUCCCUAGCGAGAUUGAGAAAUGAAAUACUUCAGACCGAUUGGACAAGUGUGAUUGAGAAGGAAGAGUGGAAGAGCGUGUUAGACUUGGUAACAAACGCUAAACAAGUCGUCUCCUCCGUGCAAGACGCAGCUCGUAAAGUUUCUGAGUAUGCAAAUUUUGGAAACAAGAACGAUUAUCCUGAACUUCCUUCACCCAAGAACCAUCAGUCUGAUUCUUUGAGCACUGAAACUACAACUAAAGAUGUUGUUAAGUUACCAGAAGAGUUGUAUGUACCGGGGGAGGUAUACUAUCUAAUGAGGAACGUAAGAGGAAACAAAAAAAGCUCAGCAGGGAAGAAAGUAGAAUACUUUAAUCUAUGGAAGAGAGAUCCAGGACAACAUUUUCAGAGGAUACUUCUCUCAGGUAAUUUCAUUACAGAUCAUAAAUGUGAUAGCCACUACUACGCUCUGCGAGAUGUUCUCAAAGGGUUUCCUGGUUUCGUCGACGAAAGCAUUUUUAACAAGAGAUCUAAGUGAUCUCAUCUCUGGUUAGAACACAAUGUUUUUAUUUUGUCUGUGAACUUUUUUUUUUUGUCAACAGCAAAAAAUUUAAAGAAUUAGUUAUCAGUUUACUACAGCUUGAAGAGUGUGUAUGGUUCAAUGAUAACAGUUUGUCAGCAAACACUUAUAAGAAUAAAAUAUCAGUUUAUC